AUUCUUAGGUAUUAUGCAUGAUACGGACUAUUGAUAAUUAAUUCAGAGAUUAUGAUUACAAGAAUGUAUAAAUAGGUACUUGUGCUUUAUUAGAUAAUAAUUGAUAUUGACUAACAGUGUCUUUAUUGAAGAAAUAAUGUUAUUUAUAGUAUUAAUAGGUUUAUUUAGUUGCGCUCUGGCGGAGCCAACGGAAACCAGAGUGGUGGGCGGCUCCAGCGUCGCGAUUGAGGAAUAUCCUUUCAUUGCAGUCGUACAGCGAGUGUUCGAUGAAGUGUGGUGGGAACAAACUUGCGCCGGUACUCUUAUUACUCAAGUUGUUGUCCUGUCAGCUGCACAUUGUUUCGAAUCUGAACCUCCACAUCUAUGGCGUAUUCGUCUUGGAUCGCGUAUGGCUUCAAGUGGCGGGAGCUUACACACAGUGCAGCGGAUAGUUUUGCACCCUGACUUUCACUACUUAUACAAUGAUGUGGCGCUUGUUCGACUUUCGGUUCCUGCUGUGAUCUCAAGCACUGUAAACCGCGCACGUAUUGCAGGUGUCAACUACAACCUCGCUGAUGGAACUGUGGUGCGUGUAGCUGGAUGGGGAGCUAAUAUGUUUCGUGUAUCCUCCGAGAUAUUGUUAAGCGCGGAGAUAAGAAUAUUUAAUCAACAGCUCUGCGCUGAGCGUUGGGCUCACUUGAAGACCCAACCGGGCCAGGAAAGGUGGCCAGACAUAACCGAUGGCAUGAUCUGCGCUGGUAUAGAUGGUGUUGGUCAUUGUAGCGGUGAUUCUGGCGGCCCAGUAGUGCAUCAAAACGACAUCGUUAUCGGCAUUGUGUCAUUCACGUAUAUUUGCGGCCACCAUAAAUAUCCAGGAGUACAUGCUCGAGUAUCUUAUUACUCUGACUGGAUUGCAAACACUGCAAACUCACUAUAAUAUUUUUAUUAAAAAAAGAACAUAUGAAGAAACGUGACAUGAUCAUAGCACGGCAUCAAAAAAUAAAUGUAGAACAAAAAUA
This is a messenger RNA of Manduca sexta (tobacco hornworm), 998 nucleotides long. Its product is annotated as trypsin, alkaline A-like. The record is from RefSeq and is a predicted model, not a curated record. The coding region runs from base 137 to 916 and encodes 259 amino acids. Gene Ontology annotation, molecular function: serine-type endopeptidase activity. The transcript has 4 exons. NCBI's taxonomy places the organism in Eukaryota, Metazoa, Arthropoda, Insecta, Lepidoptera, Sphingidae. Gene Ontology annotation, biological process: proteolysis.